Messenger RNA from Dovyalis caffra, 423 nucleotides. The record is from the annotation of a GenBank genome assembly. NCBI's taxonomy places the organism in Eukaryota, Viridiplantae, Streptophyta, Magnoliopsida, Malpighiales, Salicaceae.
AUGGCUCCCAAGGCAGAGAAGAGGCCGGCUGAGAAAAAGCCAGCGGCUGCAGAGAAAUCGCCUGUUGAUAAGAAGCCUAGAGCAGAGAAGAAGUUGCCCAAAGAAGGAGGAGCCAUUGACAAGAAGAGGAAGAAGGCAAAGAAGAGCGUUGAGACCUACAAGAUUUACAUCUUCAAGGUCUUGAAACAAGUACACCCUGAUAUUGGGAUCUCAAGCAAGGCUAUGGGGAUCAUGAACAGCUUCAUCAACGAUAUAUUUGAGAAACUCGCUCAAGAAUCAUCAAGGCUUGCUAGGUAUAACAAGAAGCCCACAAUUACUUCUCGGGAGAUCCAGACUGCCGUCAGAUUGGUUUUGCCUGGAGAGCUCGCCAAACACGCUGUUUCUGAAGGGACUAAGGCUGUUACCAAGUUUACAAGCUCUUAG